This is a messenger RNA of Alosa alosa (allis shad), 300 nucleotides long. RefSeq names its product nucleolar GTP-binding protein 2-like. Lineage: Eukaryota; Metazoa; Chordata; Actinopteri; Clupeiformes; Clupeidae. The record is from RefSeq and is a predicted model, not a curated record. Gene Ontology annotation, molecular function: GTP binding. Gene Ontology annotation, cellular component: nucleolus. Bases 1 to 300 code for a protein of 99 amino acids. The transcript is spliced from 3 exons.
AUGUGGAGGAUCAGAAUAUUGAAUGAAGUUUAUAAAGUAAUUGAUUGUUCAGAUAUAAUAGCAUUUAUUUUAGAUUCAAGAAAUCCUUUAUUUACUAAAUGUGAUAAUAUAGAAAAAUAUUUAGAAAAAAAUUAUCCUACUAAAAAUAUAAUUUAUAUAUUAACAAAAUCUGAUUUAGUACCUAGUAUAAGUAUAGGUCUUAUAGGCUUUCCUAAUGUGGGAAAAUCAUCUAUUAUUAAUUCAUUAAGAACUAAAAAUAUUUGUAAUGUGGCACCUAUACCAGGUGAGACUAGAGUAUGA